CUCAAGUUAUUCCAGUUCAAAAUUCACAGGCAAAGCGAAUCCCCAAAGCUUCAAAUCCAUCAACCUACCAAAAAAUCCAGUCUUUGAAACUGGGCUUCUUCAAUUCUUCUCAUAUUUCUUUCGGAUUACAAAGGGUCCCGCGCCUUGUGCUUGCUGGCUGUGUCGGCUAUGUCUAAGGAGCCGAGUUCGGGCGAUCACGGUGGGAACAAUUUCCAUGGCGUGCCAACUCAUGGCGGAAGAUACACGCAGUACAAUUUGUACGGAAACCUCUUCGAAGUUUCUAGAAAGUAUGUCCCUCUCAGGCCCGUCGGCCGUGGGGCGUACGGCAUUGUAUGUGCUGCUGUAAACUCUGAGACACGUGAAGAAGUCGCCAUUAAGAAGAUUGGCAAUGCAUUUGAUAACAGAAUUGAUGCAAAGAGGACAUUACGAGAAAUCAAACUUCUACUUCACAUGGAUCAUGAUAAUGUGAUCGCAAUUAAAGACAUAAUACGGCCACCUCAGAAGGAGAACUUCAACGAUGUCUACAUUGUUUAUGAACUUAUGGACACUGAUCUUCACCAGAUUAUCCGGUCCAACCAACCAUUAGCCGACGACCAUUGUCGGUAUUUCCUUUAUCAAAUCCUACGGGGACUUAAGUAUGUCCAUUCUGCAAACGUCUUGCAUCGAGAUCUUAAACCGAGUAAUUUGUUCCUCAAUGCUAAUUGUGAUCUGAAAAUCGGAGAUUUUGGCCUCGCAAGGACUACAUCUGAGACUGAUUUCAUGACGGAGUAUGUUGUUACUCGUUGGUAUCGAGCUCCAGAACUGCUCCUGAAUUGUUCAGAAUACACUGCUGCAAUUGAUAUCUGGUCCGUAGGUUGCAUACUCGGUGAGAUCAUGACAAGACAACCUCUAUUUCCCGGAAAAGAUUAUGUUCACCAAUUGAGACUCAUCACAGAGCUAAUUGGCUCCCCAGAUGAUGACAGUCUUGGGUUUCUAAGAAGCAACAAUGCCCGAAGAUAUGUUAGGCAGCUCCCACAGUACCCAAAGCAACAAUUUUCUGCUAGAUUUUCGAAUAGUGAUCCUGGAGCUCUGGAUUUAUUAGAGAAAAUGCUUGUGUUUGACCCAAGCAGGCGCAUUACAGUUAACGAGGCUCUGUGUCAUCCAUAUUUAGCACCCCUUCAUAAUAUCAACGAGGAACCUGUUUGCCCUCAGCCCUUUUCCUUCGACUUUGAGCAGCCAUCAGUUACUGAAGAGCACAUCAAGGAACUCAUAUGGAGGGAAUCCGUAAGAUUCAAUCCUGACCCAACUCAUUGAAAUAUGUUAUUAUGCGUGCUCUCAUGUUUGUAGAAUCUGUAUAUCUCACAAAUAUUCUCUAGAUGGAGAUAUAUCGGCAUAAAAAGGACUCCUUUUAGGUCAUAGCAUGUUAUUUGCCUGUGUUUUCCUUCGCGUGAAUGUUUUUACAGCUGUGCUGAAGUAACAUAAACGUACCACCAACUACAAUUUGAUGUCUUCUGUAAUUUUCUGAAUGAGAUAAAUUCAAGAUUCCUCGUUUCUGUAUUAAA
Salvia hispanica is the source of this 1541-nucleotide messenger RNA. Its product is annotated as mitogen-activated protein kinase homolog MMK2. Gene Ontology annotation, molecular function: ATP binding; MAP kinase activity. NCBI's taxonomy places the organism in Eukaryota, Viridiplantae, Streptophyta, Magnoliopsida, Lamiales, Lamiaceae. Gene Ontology annotation, biological process: protein phosphorylation. The record is from RefSeq and is a predicted model, not a curated record.